Branchiostoma floridae (Florida lancelet) is the source of this 972-nucleotide messenger RNA. RefSeq lists its product as uncharacterized. The transcript is spliced from 3 exons. The record is from RefSeq and is a predicted model, not a curated record. The coding region runs from base 1 to 972 and encodes 323 amino acids. NCBI's taxonomy places the organism in Eukaryota, Metazoa, Chordata, Leptocardii, Amphioxiformes, Branchiostomatidae.
AUGGCUAGUAUCAUAGUAGAAGAGGGUGAGAUGUUUGUAUCUCAUGACGUAGUGUCACUUUUCACUAACACUCCAGUGCCAGAGACUCUCAACAUCAUCAAGGAUAGACUACUUGCUGAUACUGACCUCAAGAACAGAACCAAGCUCCAAGUGGAGGACAUUAUGGAGUUGUUAACAUUCAUAGUCACCACCACUUAUUUCAGUUUUAGAGGAAACAUUUACCAACAACGGUUCGGUACAGCGAUGGGAAGCCCCGUCUCCCCGGUUCUAGCUAACCUCUUCAUGGAAUGGCUAGAACAGCAGGCCAUGGCCACAGCUCCGGUGAACUGUAGGCCGAAACUUUGGAAGAGAUACGUGGAUGACAUCAUGGAAAUUAUAAGACAGGGGACACAACAUGAACUUACCGACCACCUAAACUCCAUAGACCCCACGGGUAGUAUCAAGUUCACCCAAACUAGGAGCAAAACAGUGGUCACAGAGGAAACAGACAGACAACAAGAGGUCAAACACAUCAAACAAGCCCUGUCACUCUGUGGUUACCCAGACUGGACUUUCAAAAGAGUGCAACAUCAGUCCAACAAACCCAAACCCAAGAAAGAAAAGAAGAAAGAAGAACAGAAGUCUAAGGGCAUGAUCAUCAUACCUUAUGUCAAAGGCAUUACAGAGACACUUGAAAGGAUCUUCAGAAAACAUGCCAUUGCCACGGCAGUUAAGCCCAAGACCACGCUCAGAAACUUGUUGGUGCAUCCCAAGGACAGACUGGAAGACUCCUCUAAAACAGACUGUGUCUACAAGAUUCCGUGCAAAAGUUGUGACAAGGUGUACAUUGGAGAGACGGGCAGGACUUUCAACACCAGACUUGAAGAACACAAAAAGGAGGCACAAAACAGCAAAGGCAUUGGCACCUUAGAGCAGCUGUUUGCCCAUCCCGACAUUUUAGAACAUCUGUUUGAGGAAGCCGAACAAUUUUGA